Molecule: messenger RNA, 765 nt
Organism: Porites evermanni
Lineage: Eukaryota; Metazoa; Cnidaria; Anthozoa; Scleractinia; Poritidae
Source: the annotation of a GenBank genome assembly
AUGCCAGCCAUCCGAAGACUGGACAACAAGGAUCGCUAUUGUCACGAUCCACCAGACAAGGACGACAUCCUAGAUGUUAUAGAGGCGAUCCACAAAGGGGAAAAGACGGAAACCCUCUUGACAGAGGCGUUUAACGCCUGCGGUCCGGUCCUGAUGAUGGCGAUUCACAUCAUCGCCUUUAACUGCCUCCUACAUAAUCCGGAGGCACUCGAUGAACAGUCAGUCAAAAACAACGCCACAGACGCGUUGCGCAGAAACCCGACAAAGCAAAAUGUCAACCAGUACCUCAUCGAUUCCAUCCUCCAGAAACGGCGGAGUACCCAGAGAAGUGACAACAUAUGGGAGAGAUCCCUGUACAACACUGGCACAGAUACCCCACCUAAGCAGAGGGAACAGCCUCGACGCCGCCGCCUGGACACUCAGGACGACGACGACUCUACUCCCAACACAUCUGGCUCGUCCACCACACCCAGGAGACGUCUUUGCAGUCUACCCGACUUCGCAAGGCCCCCAACAACAUCUGGAAACAGCCCGACAGCCAAACGUGUAACGCAACACACCAGAAAACCCUCGUCAUUUAGCCCUGUCAGAGAACAUGAGGAAAAAGAGGAGCCCACGCAGUUAUACGCCCGCGCAUCCCCAGAGCGGAGAUCCCGCACAAUCCAAAGACGAAGGGCAGCAUCCCUUCUCCCGACAACGUUCCAGGACGAAGAGGACGAGCUAGAGCGACACCCUCGUCCGAAAAACAAGAGAAGCAACGGCUAA